UGCCCCUCUCUGUCUUCUCUACCCUGGGAGCAGCUCUCCUGCCUUGGCCCCUCACCCCUGAAAAUGUAUGCCUGCUCCAAGUUCAUCUCCACCCGCUCCUUGAUCAGGAGCACCUCUCAGCUGCUGAGUCGUCCCCUGUCUGCAGUGGAGUUGAACCGACCACAGACUUGGACAGAUGAGGGCUUCAGCAGCUUGGCAGCCCCUCGUCCUCUGACCUCACUCAUCCCUAGCCGCAGCUUCCAAACCAGCGUCAUUUCCAGGGACAUUGACACAGCCGCCAAGUUCAUUGGGGCUGGGGCUGCUACAGUUGGGGUGGCUGGCUCUGGGGCUGGCAUUGGAACUGUUUUUGGGAGCCUCAUCAUUGGUUAUGCCAGGAACCCUUCUCUGAAGCAGCAGCUCUUCUCCUACGCGAUUCUGGGCUUUGCCCUCUCAGAAGCCAUGGGGCUCUUCUGCCUGAUGGUGGCCUUUCUCAUUCUCUUCGCCAUGUGAAGCAGCUGUCUCCACUU
Molecule: messenger RNA, 506 nt
Organism: Phodopus roborovskii (desert hamster)
Lineage: Eukaryota; Metazoa; Chordata; Mammalia; Rodentia; Cricetidae
Product: ATP synthase F(0) complex subunit C2, mitochondrial
Exons: 1
Coding region: 64-489 (141 amino acids)
Biological process (GO): proton transmembrane transport; proton motive force-driven ATP synthesis
Molecular function (GO): proton transmembrane transporter activity
Source: RefSeq, a predicted model, not a curated record